AUGAGAUUGCUCUUUGGUUUUAUAUGUGUGCUUCUUGCGGCAGGGCAGGUGGCAAGAUGCAGAGACAUGGCGUUCAAAGAGAUGCUGGCGUGCAAAAGCAGGCCUGUGGGGUGUGUGCGUGGAGAGGAUGUGUAUGUGAGCCCGGAGUGGGUGGGGCACCCGGUGUGUGUGUCCAGGCUUGUCUGGCUGGAGUACGUGUACAAUAUGCGGAGGUACUCGUGCGGGCUGGACACGAGCUUUAGCUUGGUGCCGAGCGAGCGAGUGGACGAAUACGGAGGAGAGGUGUACACAUAUGUGCGAGAGCCGGAGAAGGACAGGGCCCACCUUCCCGACAGCAUUGCGAGUGCAGCAGCGUUUGCAAGAGACGAAGGGUACAGCAUGCAGUUCCACCGGGCGCUGGUGCAUAUGUUCGGGCUGCAGAAAGACGGCGGGUCGACAUACGACUGCAUAGCGGUUGAAACUGGGCGGCCGUGCUCUUUCACAGAGUUUCUUUGGGAGAGCUGCAAAACUACAAAAGAGGCGCACUAUGUGCUGGCUGCGCUGGUCCUGCUGAGCGAGGGCAUUGACGUGCCGAUUCGGACCGCUGGGAACAAAGUGAUUGUAAAAAAAAGAAAAGACAGCGAGGACGUGCUGGUGGAUGUGUGCGUGCCAGCUGUGAAGAGUGGAGAAAGUCCGCCGUCCGAGACGUGGCAGGUGGUGAACUUCUUCAAGCGGUACAGAGGCAUAUACAGACUGCCAAGCACAUACGGAGAGUUUAAAACGGGAGACUUUCUGGAGAGCCCGCAGCUUCUUAUUCUCACGUACAUCAGAAAAUACGUGGAAAACGCGGAGGAGCUUAUGUCUGUGAUGGAGUGCAUGUUUGCGCUUAUGGAGGGCAUGGGUCUGGUGGAAAGCUUAAAAGACCCAGGCAGCGUGGUGAGCCGGCUGUUUGUGCCUGCGAGCCGGCUGCCUGAGGCUCAAGCGCAUCUCACGCCGUUUCUAGAGGGGCUUUCCGCUCUAGCGGCCUUGGAGCACUUGGAACAGUUUGACUGCCUUCAAAGAGAAGCCAAAUAUGCGGUCCUAAUUGACAGAGCCUUAAACGGGAAGAAGGAGUACUUCGACAAGCGUGGCACGAACUGCAGGUUUCUUGGUGCGUGUCUGCUAUUGCCGUGCCUGGCAUACGACCCGGAGAAGAACGCGUACAGCCUGGAGGGUCUGCUGGCCGGGGCAGAGGAAACAACAGAGGUGGCCAAAACCAGGGCGUUUUUUGAGGCGGUGAAGACACACAUAGAAGAGAGCUGCUUUUUGGGCUGGCCGAAGGAAGACCAAGCGCAAAAACGAAGAGACCUGUGGCUCAUGGUGCAUGCGCAGUUCGUGGAGGCGCUGGGGAGUUUGAAGCCGACGUUUCUAAACCAGAUACGCGCGCUUGCGCAGAUGACCGGGCGGCCGCAGACCGUGGUGAACGAGCUGGCAGCGCACCAGGCAGCCAUGGAUGCUGAAGGAAGCACAGAGCUGACCACUGAGGCGAUCGAGAGCGUUCGGGCGCUGCUGCGCUCGAUAGCAGUGGACAAAGAUGUGGAGGUGACGAUUGAGGAGGGCUUCAAAUACUUUGGAGCCAAAGGCCGCAUGCUUACAAUAAAUCAUGUGCCCGAACGCACCAAUAUAUGUGAAAUGACGGUGGUGUUCACACAAGAAAAGACUUGGAUGACAAAUCUAGACCUGCCACGCCGAACUCUUUCUAGCAUAGAGGAGAAUGUGUUGGGUGUGGCGGUCGCACAGUACAGGAAGGAAGCGCGGCUUUCGGGCUUUGUGCUUGCAGAGUGCGUGUACCGAAUCGCGGCUGCUAAGAACACUUUAAACUUUCCAAGCACACCAGUCGAAGAUGUGCAGGAAGCUGCGCGGUGGGCAGUUGAGUGCAGUCCGACCAGGCCAACCGGCGUGCUUAUGGCGCUGCCAGCUAUGAGCAAUUACUUCAGGGAGGGGCUUGUCACAGCGCUGGUGCUGUAUGCAGAGCAGAAGAAGAUUGUGCUGACCCCGGCACACCCAGUGGGCCGGCUGGUUGCGAACAUGAUAGGGAGCAUUGACCUUAGCGACUCGAUGAGCCGGAAUUGUGUCCUGAAAGUGCCUGCAGUCGUCAGCACUCUGCGGGUGCUGUGUCCAGCGCUGCAGCUGUCCGAAAAGUCGCAGAUGGAACUUUGGAAUUUGCGCGCGCAUGAUGUGCAUUUCGUGCCGUAUCCCUUCGAAAAUACCAAUUUGCUUAUUCGGGAAAGCCUUAUGUCGUAUCUUCGGGCGUACGCAGAGAAACAAAACGAGCCGCUGUUCAGGUGUAUUCUGCUGCAUAGGCAUUCAAUUAUAGAAAUGUAUAUCACGUAUCUGUUUACGGCGGACCCAGUGGCAUCCCUAGAAGAGGUAUGUGCGCUCGUUUUGGCAGAUCACACGGGAGAAGACCUGGUGACGGCCAAGGCCCUGACCAAUGCGCUGCGGCUGUCCUGGCUGGCGGUUCUUUUGGGGAGGGGCUUGGAGGAGAAUCAAGACGCAAUUGUCGAGAUUUACAAUAUCGUUGAGCCGGGGUAUCUUGCAAAAGAGCUUAGUGACCUUUGCAAUUUUUGGCUUGACAUAAAUCUAGAAUCUACCCUAGACGGCCUGAAUGAAGCAAGGAAUAUUCUUGUAGAGGAAGGCGGCUGCGCAAAGUUUGAAGCGCUGUAUGAACUCUACCGCCAAGUAUGCAUUAGAUUCCGGGGUUGA
Molecule: messenger RNA, 2724 nt
Organism: Nematocida major
Lineage: Eukaryota; Fungi; Microsporidia
Exons: 1
Coding region: 1-2724 (907 amino acids)
Source: RefSeq, a predicted model, not a curated record